AGAAAUGUCAAUGGAUAAAAAUAUUCUCAAAUUGAAAAAUAUCUGACCUAUUAAUUUAAUUUCAAUAUUAUGUAUUAAAGAUAAAGUGGAGGGAUAUAUUAGGAUUAGGAAACAAAGCCGACUGUGGCAGCGAUAGAGCUGUAAGACGAGAAGAAGGUGAACGAUUAGCCAGGGAAUACAACGUGACGUUUAUGGAAACAUCGGCUAAAAGUGGACAAAACGUUGAACUAGCAUUUCACGCCAUAGCAAAGGAACUGAAAUAUCGCCAAAACGGUCAUAAAGACUCUCAUCGAUUCAACGUUCACGAUUAUGUGAGAGAACAAAGUCAGCAUCCUGCGCAGCACCAGUGCCCACCCUGCAGCUAUUAGUUUUUAGCUUAGAAGCACAAUAAAUAUUUUAUUAAGUAGAUUGAAACCAAAGUAUUUGUAUACCGAUCGCUAGAAAGUUUUACUUUUAAUAAUUUUCAUCAAUACAGAGACUUAGUGAUAGAGUUAGAAGUCUAGCGUUACAGGGAAUAUGUGAUAAAUGUGUGAGGUUAUACCAAAAGAAACUAUACAGGCUGAAAUCAUUAUUUAGUAAAAUUGAGAAGAUUUAGUUGAAGUCGUUUGGUUUCUUUUAAGCAAGCACCAAACUUAAAAGAGUGAUUUUCUACUCUAAUUACUAUGUCGGCAUUAGUCGAGAAAAGAAUUAAACUUAAAUCUAUUAAUAGCCAUAUAACUUGUAAAAUCUGCAAAGGAUAUUUGAUAGAUGCCACAACAGUAACGGAAUGUCUGCACACAUUUUGCAAAAGUUGCUUGGUGAAACACCUAGAAGAGAACAAUACGUGUCCCAUGUGUAACAUUGUGAUACAUCAAUCGCAUCCUUUGCAGUACAUCAGCUUCGACAGGACCAUGCAGGAUAUCGUUUACAAGUUGGUUCCCAACUUGCUCAAUAACGAGACUAUUCGCGAAAGGGACUUUUAUAAAGUUAGAGGUUUGUCCAAUCCUAAAGACAUUCCUUUAGCGAGUUUGGAUCUGAACAGCGAGGAUCAAAGCGAUCCCCAUGCUGCGUCCGAUUACCACAGACAAGACGAGCAAAUAAAUAUUUGUUUGGAGUGCAUUAGUCCGAAUAUGAGGGCCUUAAAAAGAAGGUUCAUACGAUGUUCGGCACAGGCUACGAUACUGCAUUUGAAGAAAUUUAUCGCUAUGAAGAUAAUGAAUGGCGUGGACAAGUACAGGGAAAUAGAUGUUCUUUGCAACGAUGAGCUGCUGGGAAAAGAUCAUACUUUGAAAUUUGUCGUAGUGACAAGAUGGAGGUUCCAAAAUCCUCCUUUAGUAUUGCAGUAUAGACCAAAAAUUGACAUUGCUUAAAUAUAACACAGUUCGUCGUAGAUCUUUUGCUGCAUAAUAAUGCAUACCUACAUGAUUUAUUAUAUUAUUUCUAAUAUUUAGGAUUAUAUAAUGACAGGAACAAUGACGUAGCCUUAAACUUAAAAAUAUCCAAAUUUUUAAAAAAGGAUAUAGGUAUUAUUUUUUAGUAAAUAAUAUCUUUAAAAUCGGCUACCAUAAUUCAAUAAAACAAAAGGAAACUGCUGACAAAAAAAUCGUUCAAAUAUUUUCAUGUUAUUGGAAUUUGCUAACAAAUAAACUUUCAUUUUAGUUACAUUUCCAACAGUUUUAAAUUGUAUUUGACAAAUUAUUUCUAGAUUUCUUAUAUUGAUAAUCUGUGUUAAAACACAUAAUUAUUUUUAAUGUUGCGUUCAUUACUUUAUAUAGAUAGAAUUCGAUUAUAAGCAAUGUAAAACUGCGUUUUUUCCUACAAUUUAAAUAUGUUUUUUUUUAUAAACUGCCACCAUUAUAUUAAAUAAAGGAUUUUCUAUUUCUCUACUUUGCAAUGAAAUUGGUGUAAGAGGUUAACUUAACUGGAUAACAUUAUUAUUAACAACAAUAAUAUUAAUAUAAUUAUAAUGAUAGAAUAUACAAAAGUAUUACCUUAAAGUAGUGUAAAAUUAAAGUAAUUUAUGUACCAAAGAUGUCGCACAAAGCGUAUAUGCCAAAAGACAUGUAUUUUUAUUUAUAUAUUAAUUUCAAUUUACCCGGUUAAUCUCGAGAAUAACACAAAACCAAACCCGAACAUUAACUUCAUUAUCGACAUUAACCGGAUAUCGACCUUUAAGCCCGGACCCCAUUAGCCAACACACCACGCCACGCGAUGCCAUGCUACCCCACGUCGUGAAGAUCUGUGCGUAUGUUUUUCCAUUUAAAUACAUGUAUUGCGUACACACAAGGCAACACGCCACGCCACGCCAUCCGACGCCAUAACACGCUAACACACGUGUGAUGGGCGAUUCGUCAGUCUCAGAUCUAACCGAUGUGUGUUAAGACGUGUUCCUCCGCUUGCCUCUCUAGUCCCGCAGCUAUCUACUUUUGUAGUUGAUGUAGGGAUGUCCCAAAAAUAAAAUAAAUCGAUAUUUUGAAUCGAUUCAACAUCGGAUAUAACAAAAUAGAACCAGAAAAAAUCGGUAACAAAAGAUUGAUCUUAUUAAUUAUCGAUAUUCGAUUCUGAAUAUAUUGGUAUUGUGAUUAUAAUCUAAUAUCGGUAUGGGUAUCGAUACUUCUACUAUAUUGUCGUAACCCCAUUGAUAACUUUUUUAACUGUAAUAAAAAUU
Messenger RNA from Sitophilus oryzae (rice weevil), 2647 nucleotides. Its product is annotated as polycomb group RING finger protein 3-like. The record is from RefSeq and is a predicted model, not a curated record. The transcript has 3 exons. Gene Ontology annotation, biological process: regulation of transcription by RNA polymerase II. Gene Ontology annotation, molecular function: GTP binding; GTPase activity. Gene Ontology annotation, cellular component: PRC1 complex; endosome; Golgi apparatus. NCBI's taxonomy places the organism in Eukaryota, Metazoa, Arthropoda, Insecta, Coleoptera, Curculionidae. Bases 663 to 1349 code for a protein of 228 amino acids.